Messenger RNA from Centropristis striata (black sea bass), 4373 nucleotides. Its product is annotated as NLR family CARD domain-containing protein 3-like. Lineage: Eukaryota; Metazoa; Chordata; Actinopteri; Perciformes; Serranidae. The coding region runs from base 154 to 3291 and encodes 1045 amino acids. The record is from RefSeq and is a predicted model, not a curated record. Gene Ontology annotation, molecular function: protein binding. The transcript has 9 exons.
CUCGUCGUGACGCAGUUUGUUCUUCUUGUCGUCGUCGUCGUUGUUCUCCUUGUUCUCCUCUUCUUCUCCGGCUGAAGAGUGGACCAGGAGAGCUCAGAGGUUCCCAGAGGUCAGUCUGCCCAGCAGCAUCAGACACACCUGGACUCCAUAUUUAUGCUGCUGCAGGAAAACAUCAUUCUUUUUGUGAAGAACGAGCUGAAGAAGAUUCAGAAACUUCUGAGUCCUGACUACCCAGAAUCUUUAGAGAGUCAGAGGGAGGAUGAGGAGGAUGAAGAGCAGAUGAGGAGCAGUAGAGAGGUGUUUCAGAUAAUCACAAAGCACUUCCUGAGGAGAAUGAAGCAGGAGGAGCUGGCUGACCGUCUGCAGAGCAGAAGUAAUUUGGGGGUUUGUCAGAAAAAACUGAAGUCCAACCUGCAGAAGAAGUUCCAGUGUGUGUUUGAGGGGAUCUCUAAAGCAGGAAACCCAACCCUUCUGAAUCAGAUCUACACAGAGCUCUACAUCACGGAGGGAGGGACUGCAGAGGUCAAUGAGGAACAUGAGGUCAGACAGAUUGAAGCAGCAUCCAGGAAACCAGACAGACCAGAAACGACCAUCAGACAAGAAGACAUCUUUAAAGCCUCACCUGGAAGAGAUGAACCAAUCAGAACAGUGCUGACAAAGGGAGUGGCUGGCAUUGGGAAAACAGUCUUAACACAGAAGUUCACUCUGGACUGGGCUGAAGACAAAACCAACCAGGACAUCCACUUCACAUUUCCAUUCACUUUCAGAGAGCUGAAUGUGCUGAAAGAGAGAAAGUUCAGCUUGGUGGAACUCGUUGAUCACUUCUUUCCUGAAACCAAAGAAGCAGGAAUCUGCAGGUUUGAAGAGUUCCACGUUGUGUUCAUCUUUGACGGUCUGGAUGAGUGUCGACUUCCUCUGGACUUCCACAACACUGAUAUCCUAACUGAUGCUACAAAGUCCACCUCAGUGGCUGUGCUGCUGACAAACCUCAUCAGGGGGACUCUGCUUCCCUCUUCUCACCUCUGGAUAACCACACAACCUGCAGCAGCCAAUCAGAUCCCUGCUGACUGUGUUGACAUGGUGACAGAGAUCAGAGGGUUCACUGACCCACAGAAGGAGGAGUACUUCAGGAUGAGAUUCAGAGAUGAGGAGCAGGCCGGCAGAAUCAUCUCCCACUUUAAGACAUCACGAAGCCUCCACAUCAUGUGCCACAUCCCAGUCUUCUGCUGGAUCUCCGCUACAGUUCUGGAUCUGAUGAAAACCAGAGAGGGAGGAGAGCUGCCCAAGACCCUGACUGAGAUGUACAUCCACUUCCUGGUGGUUCAGUCCAAAGUGAAGAACAUCAAGUACAACGGAGGAGCUGAGAUGGAUCCACACUGGAGUCCAGAGAGCAGGAAGAUGAUUGAGUCUCUGGGAAAACUGGCUUUUGAUCAGCUGCAGAAAGGAAACCUGAUCUUCUAUGACUCAGACCUGACAGAGUGUGGCUUCGAUAUCAGAGCAGCCUCAGUGUACUCAGGAGUGUUCACACAGGUCUUUAGAGAGGAGAGAGGACUGUACCAGGACAGGGUGUUCUGCUUCGUCCAUCUGAGUGUUCAGGAGUUUCUGGCUGCUCUUCAUGUCCAUCUGACCUUCAUCAAGUCUGGAGUCAAUCUGAUGGCAGAGGAACCAACAGAGAUGCGUCUCUACCAGAGUUCUGUGGACAAGGCCUUACAGAGUCCAAACGGACACCUGGACUUGUUCCUCCGCUUCCUCCUGGGUCUUUCUCUGUGGACCAAUCAGAAUCUCCUCAGAGGUCUGCUGACACAGACAGGAAGUAGCUCACAGACCAAUCAGGAAACAGUCCAGUACAUCAAGGAGAAGAUCAACAAAGAUAUCUCUGCAGAGAGAAGCAUCAACCUGUUCCACUGUCUGAAUGAACUGAAUGAUCGUUCUCUAGUGGAGCAGAUCCAACAGUCCCUGAGAUCAGGACGUCUCUACACAGAUGAACUGUCUCCUGCUCAAUGGUCAGCUCUGGUCUUCAUCUUACUGUCAUCAGAAAGAGAUCUGGACGUGUUUGACCUGAAGAAAUACUCUGCUUCAGAGGAGGCUCUUCUGAGGCUGCUGCCAGUGGUCAAAUCCUCCAACAAAGCUCUGCUGAGUGGCUGUAACCUGUCAGAGAGAAGCUGUGAAGCUCUGUCCUCAGUCCUCAGCUCCCAGUCCUCCAGUCUGAGAGAGCUGGACCUGAGUAACAACAACCUGCAAGAUUCAGGAGUGGAGCGGCUGUCUGAUGGACUCAACAGUCCACAUUGUAAACUGGGAACUUUCAGACUGAGUGCCUGUAACCUGUCAGAGAGAAGCUGUGGAGCUCUAUCCUCAGUCCUCAGCUCCCAGUCCUCCAGUCUGAGAGAGCUGGACCUGAGUAACAACAACCUGCAGGAUUCAGGAGUGGAGCGGCUGUGUCCUGGACUGGAGAGUUCACAUUGUAAACUGGGAACUCUCGGUCUGUCCGGCUGUCUGGUCUCAGAGGAUGGCUGUUCUUCUCUGGCCUCAGCUCUGAGAUCCAACCCCUCCCACCUGAGAGUCCUGGACCUGAGUUACAACCAUCCAGGAGACUCAGGACGGAAACUCCUGGAGGAUCCACACUGCAGACUGGACACUCUCAGGGCGGAGCCGGCUGGAGUCCACUGGAUGACAUCAGGUCUGAGGAAGUAUCGGCGUCAACUCACAGUCGACACAAACACAGUCCACAGAUACCUCAAACUGUCUGACAACAACAGGACGGUGACAUAUGUGAAGGAGGAGCAGCCGUAUCCUGAUCAUCCAGACAGGUUUAAUGUCUGGUCUCAGCUGCUGUGUGGAACUGGUCUGACUGGUCGCUGUUACUGGGAGGUUCAGGGGAGCAGAUACGUUGAUGUAGCAGUGAGUUACAGAGGAAUCAGACGGAGAGGAAGCAGGGAUGACUGUCGGUUUGGAUUCAAUGAUCAGUCCUGGAGUCUGAUCUGCUCUGGUGGUCGUUACUCUGUCUGGCACAAUAGGAGAGAAACAGCCAUCUCCUCCUCCUCCUCCUCCUCCUCUAGUACAGUAGCAGUGUAUGUGGACUGUCCUGCUGGCUCUCUGUCCUUCUACAGAGUCUCCUCUGACUCUCUGAUCCACCUCCACACCUUCAACACCACAUUCACUGAAACUCUUUAUCCUGGGAUAAGGUUACAUUACUCUAACUCCUCAGUGUCUCUGUUAGAGGACAGACUGUCUCCUCCUGUGAUAGGACAGACUGUCUCCUCCUGUCAGAGGAAAGACUGUCUCCUCCUGUGAGAGGACAGACUGUCUCCUCCUGUUACGCCUGGAUUCCACUGGAUGCGUAACGGCUGCAGAUCCGUCGUCGGAGCUGUUACGCACCCAUUAUAAUCAAUGUGUGAGAUUCCACCGACUGCAGAUCCGCUGCGUAAUGAGUCCGACAACGCAUGGCCAUCCGACAGCCCUCGCAACACUUGCGCAGAGCUUCUAUUUUUGUCGGAUAACGGAGCACUACGCAUAAAUUCAGCACAGAGCAGAUCAUUCGGGACAGGAAGUCUUGCACAGACACAAAAUAAAACACCGGUAUAUUUUCAAAAUAAAAUACCUCGGGUUCGCUAACGAGGUCGGCCGGCUCGUUAACAAGCUGGCCGACCUCGUUAGCGCUCGUUAAGACGGAGUCGCUGGAUUUGUCUCCAGUCAUUAACGAGGAGAUGUUGAUUAUCUUCCAGUUAUAUCAAUUGAUUAGGCGUGAAUUCGCGAGAUCUCAUGCGUCCUCGGGACUCUGCUGUCCGCAACAGCUCCGACACAGACGGAUCCGGUGGGUGUUGACGGACUGCGUAGAUACGCAGCCGUUGCGGACAGACCCCUGUCGGAGUCGUUACGCAUCCAGUGGAAUCCAGGCGUUAGAGGACAGACUGUCUCCUCCUGUAAAAAAGUAAAAGUAAAAUACGUGUUUCACUAAUGUCGCUAGCGUUAGCCUAGCUCCGAGAGGUACUUCCUGUCAAAGUUUCAGAAUAAAACGCCUGUAAUGUAAAUAAUGGGACUGAUUUCAAAACAUAUUUCGGUAAGAAAACUUUAAUUAAAACAUGCUUUUUAUUAUUAUUAAACAGUUCUUUCAAUCUGCUCUUUAUUUUAAAAUGUAAUUAUGGAUCAUAUAUCAGGAUAAAUUAUCAGCUGAUAAUAGAAAAUAUACAUUAUUAUGUUUUAUCCUGAUGAUUGAAUAAUAGCUGGUAAAUGAGCUAACUUCCACAGAAUGAGGAAGUUUGCAGAUAAAUCAACAUGUAUUGAUAACUGAGUAUUUACACAAACUUUUUCGAUCAUGUCAAAUAAUAAAGUCUGAAUCAUUUGGCAAAAUGCUCUAUGAAAUAAAAAGUAUGUUU